AUGGACCUGUACAGAACUGGAUCUCCGUCCUGCGUGUGGCUUGUCCUUACAGCGGGGCUACUGCUCGGACUCCCCCAGCAGAGCAGCUCCUGCCCCAGCCGCUGCCUGUGUUUCCGGAGCACGGUGCGAUGCAUGCAUCUGAUGCUGGAGAGCAUACCCACUGUGUCCCCGCAGACCACCAUCCUAGAUCUGCGCUUUAACCGAAUCAAGGAUAUUCAGCCUGGUGCAUUUACGCAUCUGAAGAGUCUUAACACUCUGCUUCUAAACAACAACCAAAUCAAAAGGAUACCCAGUGGAGCAUUUCAAGAUUUAGAAAACCUGAAGUAUCUCUAUUUGUACAAGAAUGAAAUCCAAUCCAUUGACAGGCAAGCUUUUAAAGGACUUGCCUCUCUAGAACAACUGUAUCUUCAUUUUAACCACAUUGAGACAUUGGAACCAGAAUCUUUCCAUCAUCUUCCCAAGCUUGAAAGACUAUUUCUGCACAACAAUCGAAUCACUCACCUGGUACCCGGCACGUUUAGCCAGCUGGAGUCUAUGAAAAGGCUGCGCCUGGAUUCCAAUGCUCUUCACUGUGACUGUGAGAUCUUAUGGUUGGCUGAUCUUUUGAAGAUUUAUUCCGAAUCCGGUAAUGCUCAGGCUGCUGCUACUUGUGAGUACCCACGCAGGCUCCAGGGGAGAUCUCUGUCCACCAUUACACCAGCUGAGCUGAACUGUGAGCGGCCAAGGAUUACGUCAGAACCUCAAGAUGUAGAUGUCACCUUUGGGAAUACUGUGUACUUCACUUGUCGAGCUGAAGGAAACCCCAAGCCGGAGAUCAUCUGGCUCCGAAACAAGAAUGAACUGAGCAUGAAAGAGGACACCCGACUGAAUCUCCUAGAAGAUGGCACAUUGAUGAUCCAGAAUACCCAAGAGGCCGAUCAAGGAAUCUAUCAGUGUAUGGCAAAAAAUGUUGCCGGGGAGGUGAAGACUCCUGAGGUCACACUUCGAUAUUAUGGAACACCAACCAGGCCCAGUUUUGUGAUUCAACCCCAGAACACUGAAGUUCUGGUUGGUGAAAGCAUCACCCUGGAAUGUAGCGCAGCAGGCCAGCCACAGCCAAGGAUCACAUGGACCAGAGGAGACAGGACCCCACUGCCAAGUGACUCUCGUAUUAACAUCACACCCUCUGGAGGACUGUUUAUCCAGAAUGUGAACCAGGAAGAUGCUGGAGAGUACACAUGUUUUGCCACAAACACUGUAGACACAAUCCAUUCCACAGGUUACAUUAUAGUCCAAGCUGUUCCUCAGUUCACUGUUGUUCCCCAAGACCGGAAUGUGUUUGAAGGGCAUAGUGUGGAUUUCCAUUGUGAGGCUCAAGGAAAUCCACAGCCGGUAAUUGCUUGGACCAAAGGAGGAAAUCCCCUGUCUGUUGACAGAAGACAUCAGGUCUUACCUUCUGGGACAUUGAGAAUCCUUCGUGUGGCACUGCAUGACCAGGGCCAGUAUGAAUGUCAAGCUGUUAACAUUGUUGGGUCUAAGAGCUCCGCAGCACAACUGAUUGUACAAGCCAGAGUUACACCCAUUUUCGCUACUGUGCCGAAUGACAUGACGGCAGAAGUUGGCACCGAAGUUCAGAUUUCUUGUAGCUCCCAAGGGGACCCUCUGCCAGUAAUAACAUGGAAUAAGGAUGGCAUACAGAUAACCGAGAGUGGAAAGUUUCACAUCGAUCGUCAUGGGAUGACCAUUCGAGAUGCUGGUCCAGCAGACCAAGGUCGAUAUGAAUGUGUAGCCAGGAAUAACAUUGGAUAUUCUUCAGUUAGCAUGGUGCUGACUAUAACAGUACCUGAAGUCAGCCGUACUGGAGACCCCUUUGUUACUGCAUCAAUUAAUGAAGCUAUUGCAACCGUUGAUAGGGCCAUCAACUCAACAAGGUCCCAUUUGUUUGAGAGUCGCCCUCGUUCUCCGAAUGAUCUUCUGGCCCUAUUCAGAUAUCCACGUGAUCCCUACACAGUGGAACAAGCCAGGGCAGGGGAAAUAUUUGAACGGACUCUGCAGCUCAUACAAGAACAUGUUCAAAAUGGCUUGAUGGUUGACCUAAAUGGGACAAGCUAUCACUACAAUGAUCUGGUUUCUCCUCAUUAUCUUAACCUGAUUGCCAACCUCUCAGGUUGUAGAGCCCAUCGAAAGAUAAAUAAUUGCUCCAACAUGUGUUUUCACCAGAAAUACAGAACCCAUGAUGGCACCUGUAAUAACCUGCAGCACCCAAUGUGGGGAGCCUCCCUGACGGCCUUCGAGCGUCUGCUGAAAUCUGUAUAUGAGAAUGGUUUUAAUUUGCCAAGAGGCGUGUACAAUAGAUUAUAUAAUGGGUAUCCCCUUCCUUUACCUCGUACAGUUUCAACUACUUUGAUUGGAACUCAUACUAUAACUCCGGAUGAGCAGUAUACUCACAUGUUAAUGCAAUGGGGACAGUUCCUUGACCAUGACUUGGAUUCUACAGUAGUUGCCUUAAGCCAGGCUAGAUUUUCUGAUGGCCAGGAUUGCAGCGUGGUCUGCACAAAUGAUGCACCUUGCUUUCCUCUUACAAUUCCAGCAAAUGACCCACGAGUGAGGAAUGGCGCUCGUUGUAUGUUCUUUGUCCGUUCUAGUCCCGUUUGUGGAAGUGGAAUGACCUCAUUGUUAAUGAAUUCUGUCUAUCCCCGGGAACAGAUGAACCAGUUGACCUCUUACAUUGAUGCUUCCAAUGUAUAUGGUAGCUCAGACCAUGAAUCUCAAGAGAUCAGAGAUUCAGCAAGCCAUCGGGGACUCUUAAAACAAGGCAUUGUUCAAAGAUCUGGAAAACCGCUCCUUCCUUUUGCCACUGGGCCUCCCACUGAGUGCAUGAGGGAUGAAAAUGAAAGUCCCAUUCCAUGCUUUUUAGCUGGUGACUUUAGAGCCAACGAGCAGCUUGGUCUAACUAGUAUGCAUACACUGUGGUUUAGAGAACAUAAUAGAAUUGCUGCCGAAUUGUUGAGACUGAACCCACAUUGGGACGGUGAUACAAUUUACCAUGAAACUCGUAAAAUAGUGGGAGCUGAAAUGCAGCACAUAACAUAUUCUCAUUGGCUGCCAAAGAUUUUUGGAGACUUUGGCAUGAAAAUGCUUGGUGAAUACAAGGGAUAUAACCCAAAUAUCAAUGCCGGCAUUCUGAAUGAGUUUGCUACAGCUGCGUUUAGAUUUGGUCACACCCUGAUAAAUCCUAUUCUUUACAGACUAGAUGAAAAAUUUGAUCCAAUUCCUCAAGGACAUUUACCUCUACACAGGGCUUUCUUCUCUCCUUAUAGAAUUGUAAAUGAAGGGGGAAUAGAUCCUCUCCUCCGAGGUCUUUUUGGCGUUGCUGGGAAAAUGCGAGUUACCUCCCAGCUGUUAAAUACAGAGCUGACAGAGAAGCUUUUUUCAAUGGCACACACUGUAGCCUUGGACUUGGCAGCUAUCAACAUCCAGAGGGGACGGGACCAUGGAAUUCCACCUUACCAUGACUUCAGAGUUUACUGCAAUCUUUCCUCAGCACAUACCUUUGAAGAUCUAAGGAAUGAAAUCAAGAAUCCAGAUGUAAUUGAAAAAAUAAGAAGGUUAUAUGGCUCACCAUUAAAUAUUGAUCUCUUCCCUGCACUUAUGGUGGAGGACAUCAUUCCCGGAAGUCGGCUGGGACCAACACUCAUGUGUCUACUAACUACUCAGUUUAGAAACAUAAGAGAUGGAGACAGGUUGUGGCAUGAAAAUCCUGGUGUGUUCACCCCUGCGCAACUGACCCAGAUCAAGCAGACAUCUCUCGCAAGAAUUCUGUGUGACAAUGGGGACAACAUCACCAAUGUGCAGCCUGACGUGUUUAGAGUUGCUGAACUUCCUCAUGGCUAUGUUGACUGCAAAAAGAUCCCCAAAAUGGACCUAAGGAUGUGGCAGGACUGUUGUGAAGAUUGUAGGUCAAGAGGACAGUUUAGUUCCUUCUCAGGCCAAUUCAGAGGUAAACGCUCCCUGGAACACAGCUAUAAGGAGGAAAAAGCAGAGGAACCUCAUGUCACUGAAGAGGAGUCUAGCUUGCAAGAGAAUAUUGUGAACACAACUCAACACACCAAGCAACCGGCCAAUCUGCCACCAGUCAGUGACUUUAAAGAGUUUGUGCUUGAUUUGCAAAAGAUAAUAACAAGUCUAAGGAAACAGAUCAAGAACCUCGAAUCUCGCUUAAGCAACACAGACUGCACUGAUGAAACUGGAAAAUCAUAUGCCACUAAUGAAAGAUGGAAAAAAGAUCCGUGUACAAAAUGUGAAUGUAAAAAUGGCUCAAUGACAUGUUUUGUGGAAUCCUGCCCUCCCACUCUUUGCUUGGUGCCAGUAUUAAAGGAAGGAUACUGCUGUCCAGUCUGCACAGAUAACAGCCAGAACACAUAAUACCCCGGAUGCCAUGCAUCACAGCAGCUGAUGUCAGUAAAACCAGGGUCACAGCAAGACUUGCGUACACUCCCUACAGAUUCGCAAUUGCCACCUCCACAAUAUCAUAACAUGACUUGCUUUGGUUGUUAUUGUAUGUUUUCUUUUCUUAUUUACGUACACAAUCUCUUUUAAAGGGAAAUAUAUAAACUGAUGACAGGAUAUUGGACUAUAUGUCAGCCAUAUUUUAUUGGUUCAAAUGCUUCUCAGGUUAGGAAACUAAAGUGGUGCUAAACACAUAAAUAUUUUUAAAUACCAAAAUCAACAAAAACCCCUCAAAUUAAGAGAUUU
This is a messenger RNA of Nanorana parkeri, 4734 nucleotides long. RefSeq names its product peroxidasin (gene PXDN). The record is from RefSeq and is a predicted model, not a curated record. The transcript is spliced from 23 exons. Gene Ontology annotation, biological process: response to oxidative stress. The coding region runs from base 1 to 4404 and encodes 1467 amino acids. Lineage: Eukaryota; Metazoa; Chordata; Amphibia; Anura; Dicroglossidae. Gene Ontology annotation, molecular function: heme binding; protein binding; peroxidase activity.